Bombus pyrosoma is the source of this 1815-nucleotide messenger RNA. RefSeq names its product venom acid phosphatase Acph-1-like. Gene Ontology annotation, biological process: dephosphorylation. NCBI's taxonomy places the organism in Eukaryota, Metazoa, Arthropoda, Insecta, Hymenoptera, Apidae. The transcript is spliced from 7 exons. Gene Ontology annotation, molecular function: phosphatase activity. The coding region runs from base 376 to 1539 and encodes 387 amino acids. The record is from RefSeq and is a predicted model, not a curated record.
GCAGACACUGUGACGCGGUUACCAUGAGAAGUUAGAACAAGUGUCAGCAUCACAAAUGUAUCUGCGGUGAACACAAAAGCAUCGACAGGUAGAUAAUUGCCUAUAAACACGCCGGUAUUAUUUCAAGGCAUCUGUCGGCCUAAUAAUUAAUCGUGUAGUUAUCUAUUCAAGCAAAUCAUGUUCUAUUGUUAACGAAAGACUAAAAGUGAAACGACUUCGAAAAAAUAUUUACUUCUUUCGUUCCCCGUAAAUGAACAGAACAUUCCUCUUAAUUUGGAAAGGGAUUUGUGUCGUGAAAUAAGAACCGAAAGAACUGAAGAUGAAAGUGGUAGUAUCUGUGCUAAGCAUACUGUAUAUCGUAAUAAGAUCUGCCGAAUGUAUACCAGAAUUGCAGUAUUCGCUCAUAAAACGCACGCUCCAAUUUUGGAUUUGAUAGAUAACAACGACAUGAAUUUACCACGCAGUUUAACUUACGAAUACUUUAACGCAGCUCCACUCAGUAUGCCUAACGUCAGCAUGCUUAACAUGUAUAAUCUAGGAGUCCAUUUACGCAAGGUAUACGGUGAAUUUUUGGGUGACAUUUACACGUCUGAGACGAUGAAAAUGCAAACGGCCGAAUAUCCAUUGUCGAUGCUAUCUGGUCAAUUAGUAAAUGCAGGUCUUUGGCCUCCAGUAGAAAUUCAAAGGUGGAGCGCCGAUAUAAAUUGGCAGCCAAUACCCACAGAUUACACCGUCGCACAGGAAGAUACUUUAUUAAUGGGAAUACAGUGUCCGAAUUUCGUUGUCGAAAUGGAAAAAGUGCUGAAUAUGGCUCAAGUGCGAGAUAGAGUAUCGAAUUAUUCAUCUUUAUUCGAUCAUAUAUCUCGAUCUAUUGGAGUCAAAGUUCAGCGACCAUCGGAAGUGGCUUUGUUAUACGCUGUCCUGGAGACAAAAGCUGACUUAAAACAAUCGCUUCCGCACUGGGCGAAAGACAUUUUUCCUGAUGGAGCAAUGUACACUGUGUUGUUGUUGGAAUAUGAUCUCCUUUGGCAAACCUCAUUACAAAAGCAAUUAAACGGAGGAACGAUUCUAAAAGAAAUUUUAGCAAAUUCGCUGAUGUAUAUCAAUGGACGCAUUCCUAAACAACGGAAGCUCAUGAUGUAUAGCGGCAAUGAAAGAAAUAUCGUUGGUGUUUUGAAAGGCCUAAAUCUAUGGUCGCCACAUAUUCCUAACGAAGCCGCCUCUAUGAUAUUUGAACUGUACUUUGAUAAUGAAACAGAAAGUCACGGAGUGAAGAUUAAUUAUUAUACGGGAGUAGAUGAUAUCACUCUCUCUUUGAAAAUGCCAAAUUGUACAGAAAUUUGCCCGAUUAAAACGUUUUUGUAUUCGAUAAUGGAUCUGUUACCGCAAAACGCAGAACGAUUAUGUAACUGGAAAAAGAUUGAUCUUCCUAUAACACUAGAUAAUGAUAUUUAUAGUAGAUCUGUAUCGCAUACAUUGAAAAGUAUUACAUUUACGUUGUUAUUAGUUAUUACUUUAUUAGUAAUUAAUUUGCAUUAAUCAAUUUAGAUUCGUCACAAGUAUUCGAAUAAUUUUAGAAAACUCUUUAAAAUAUUUCUCUCUCUCUCUCUCUCUCUCUCUCUCUUUCUCUCUCUGUAAUCUCUUGCUCUCACAUUGAAAUCUCAAUAUCUUUAAUAACAGUUUAUAUUAAUAUAGUCAUUGUAUAGGAUAUUGGAGUAUAUAAAAUAUGAUAUAAUGAGUACGUAGAUAUUAUAAUUUACAAAUAGUUGUGAAAUUUUAAUGAAAAUUGUAGAAAUCAAAUAAAGAACAUACUAA